Strongylocentrotus purpuratus (purple sea urchin) is the source of this 3163-nucleotide messenger RNA. RefSeq names its product cilia- and flagella-associated protein 53 (gene cfap53). The transcript has 7 exons. Bases 254 to 1804 code for a protein of 516 amino acids. The record is from RefSeq and is a predicted model, not a curated record. Lineage: Eukaryota; Metazoa; Echinodermata; Echinoidea; Camarodonta; Strongylocentrotidae.
CGCUGUGUGUGUAAUAUAUUGUGUGUGCCCAAAUAAUAGCAGUGAGUGUAAGGCAGCAACACUUUCCGACAAUUUAUUUGUGACAAUUUUUUUUGUGCCCUGUUUUAUCUCAUAAUUGUCGAAAUUUACACUUCAAGAGUCAAUAAGAGCAUUGAAAAAAUACAUAGAAGAGAGCCACUAGUUACUGAAAGGACAGUUUUGUCGGCCAGAGACCAUCGUUUAUAUCUGGGCUGACAACUCCGGAACCGUCGAGAUGCUAGCCACUCAGAAACCUCGACGGACUCGGGAGUUCACCGGGCCGACUCCCCACUCUGUAGCUAUCAGAGCCAAGAUGCCAAGCAAGCUCCCUCCAGAUCACCUCAUCCUGGAAAGAAGGAAACGAGACGACCAACGUGAGGAAGCGGAAGCCGCCACAAAGUACAACGCCCUCUGCGACCUGAAGAACGACUGGGAGAAGACCACGGACCGGCGGAUACAGUCUAACACGGUCAAGAGACGGGUCAGGAGCUUGAUGCAGCAAGAAGAGUUCUCACUAGAAGACAGAAGACAGAGAUUAAGGGAAAUGUUAGCAGAGGAAAAUGACCAAUACCUGGUUGAGAUGGAAGCAAGUCAAGAAACACUUUUGGAGCGACAAUCGAAGAUGAGGGAACGCGCAAAGUUUCUGAAGGAGAAGAGGGAGAAAGAAAGAUUAAAGAUUGUUGCCGAAAAACUUGAUCAAAAAUGGAGAGAGGAAUGCGAGGAGCUGCGAUCCACGCUCACUCGACGGCACAUGGACGAGGUGUGCAUGGACCGGAGCCACCAGCUGGAGACCAAGGCCCGCAUGCAGGCGCACGACCAGGAGGUGGAGCGCAUGUACGCGGACCUCUGGGAGAAGGACAGGCUGGCCAAGGAGGCCAAGGAGGAGAAGAUCGCCCAGGAACAGCACGGCAGGAACAUGGAGAUGCUGAGCGUCCUCCAGAAGCAGAUGGCUGCCAUCGAGGCCAAGCGCCAGGAGGAGAAACAGCUCAGGAUCGACGGUGGCAAGUUGAGGAAAGAGGAGGCUGCUCUGAGGAAGCUGGAGGAGCAGCGUGCCAUGGCUGAGAAGAGGGCGCUUCAGCAGGAGAUGCGAGAUGGCCUGGACCAGAACAUCAAGCUCAAGGCCAAGAGGAUGGCCAAGGAGGUGCAGGAGGAGUUGGCCCUUGACAUGAAGAUCCUGGAGAAACUCCUGGAAGAGUCCAGGAACGAGGCCAUGGAGAUUACACAGAGAAAGAAAGAACUCAGGCAAGAGGACCAGCGCUACCGCAAGUACCUCCAAGAACAGAUGCGGCUUGAGCAGCAGCGGGAAGCAGAGAUCGACCGCAUGAUCUCAGCCGAGGUGGAGAGACAGUGGCAGAAGAGGCUAUCUCAAUGGGCCAAGGAGCGCAACGCCCGCAAGAGACUCAUGGAAGAGGUGCUGGCGAUUAGGAGACAGCAGGUGGAAGAAAGAUUGGCCGCCAACGCAAACGCGCAGGCCGAGCUGGCCAAAGAGAGGGAGGCCAUGCAGGCUGCCAUGGAGGAACACAAGAGACUUGACGAUGAAAAGCAGGCUGCGAUCCUAGCCGCCAACAAGAACUACGAACAGAACCUCCUGGGACAGAUGGAGUACACCAACAGACAGCAGGAGCAGGCUAAGGAUGAGGAGUACCGCGAGUACCUCCACGGGCUGGAGACGGAGGCAGAAUACCAGGCCAAGCUGAAGGAGGCCCUCGCUAGGCCAGUCAUAGACAAGGCCCACCCUGUCAGGAGGCAGCACAUGUCAGCACGCAAAUCUCCUCAGAUCGCAUAAAGCACUUAACAGUCUUGAAGACAUAGUCCUUCCACCUAUAGAAUGUUUUUCCUAUUGAUGAAUUUGCCUUGAAAGCGUGGUCAUUCCAAUUUCUAUUAAUUAAAUGCAUGUACCAAAUUACUUACAUUCUGUAAACUGGCCUAUUGUAACCAUUUUAACAUUGCCCAUUUGAAGGUACUUCAGAUAGAUGUUGAUAAAAAGCCUUCUGUGGGUAUGUACUCAUUUUUUUUUCAUAUUCGUUAAAAGGUAUCCAUUUCUCAGCAAAAUAUAAAUUGCUUGUGAAAAUGUAAUGGUAUUUAUACUCAUAUUUAAUGUGACCAUUGUUGCUGCCUUUUCAUCAUUGUUCCGAUAUCUGAACAGGUCACCAAAAAUGUAUGUAUUAUUCGAAACGAUGGUACGAAGCACCACCAUUUGACUCCAUUUUACUUGUGUGGAUUUUGUAGCAACUUUGUGUUCACUGUACCUCACUGUAUUAUUGUGCAUAUCUUGAGAAUUUCUAACAUAAGCUUGAUUUAAAAACUUGAGAAACAUCAACCACAUGUAGUCACACAUAGAGAAAAAGAUUGCUAGAUGUUAUGUGGAAUUUGCUUUGAUACAGGCCAAUCAAAUAUCUUAUUUUUAUUUCUUCUUUUUCUUAUAUUAUGAUGAUUGCAAACUAUAAUUGUUUAUUGACACAAAAAUUGUGUUUGUUGAGCAUCAUGUGGUGUCUUUAUUUUCUGAUGAUUUUAAGAACCAAUAUACAUAAAUCAUCAUUUAAAUGAUGUAGCGAGUCAUGUGACUUAAUUGUUAACCCCUAUCAUUUGUCCUCUGUUGAUUAUUAUAUUUAAUUGUUCCAGAUUAGCAUUAGUUCAAUUCUUCAUCCUAUUUUGUGAUAAGGACUGAUUAACUUUCUUUUUCUUUUAUUGAAAUAACAUUGUUGCUUGGAUUGUGAGUUUUAUGUCAAUUAAUAGGGAUUUGGACAGUCAUCUCAUACACUGUAAAUAUGUAUAGGCUUGGCAUUGAAGUACUUUCUAUAUCUCUCCAAUCCUGCAGCUAGUAUUUGGUCUGUGUAGGGCUAUGGUGACAAGGAGGAAAAAUAGUAUUUGAAAGUUUAGAAAUUAAAAGAUUAUCUGUUUUUGAUUGCGGAAUCUGCAAAUCAAUAACUCCGUCCUCAAGCAGAAUGUAUAUAAAAUGUUGUUCAUUACAACAACAAAAAUCCACCUUGUAUGAAUUGCAAGUUGUAUUCAAUAUGUUUGUAAAUUGUAUAUAAAUAUAUACAAAUGUAUAUAUAUAUAUUUGUAUCUGCAUUGGCAAGAGUUUUUCUGUUACAAUAACUGUAAAUUGAUGGUAAUUGUCUUUAAUAAACAGAAUACAAAGCUA